GGCGGCGGUGCAGCCUCUCCCGGGAGCGGACGUGACGCGCGGGGCGCUCCGGGGCCGCUCCCGCGGCGAUGGAGGCGCGGGAGCCGCUGCGGGACGUGCGCGGGGCGCUGCGGGCGGUGCUGGCGCGGGUGCGAGAGGGAGAGCCGGGCGAGGGCCGAGAGCCGUUCGAGCUGCCGCGCUUCUGGGACGCGCUAGGUCAGACAUUCCAAGUAACGUCACAGGAAGCUACAAAGCUGAGUCUGGCGUUCUCGAGGCCUCCGCUACCUUCUGCAGAGGAUUGCCGGAAGCUGAGUGAAGAUGUCCAAAAUGCCAUUCUUGCAGUUGCCACAGUGUACUACUGGCUCCCCAAGGGCCAAGGUACUACUCUCCGGAAGAUGGUACGAGAUGCUACCACUGAAGUAGUGGAAGGGAUGAUCCAGCUCACAGACACAAUUCUCAAUGCUCCAGCAGAGAGCUUGUCUCAGGAACAGCUUAUAUCCACUGGAGGUGUGUGGGAGGCAUGUGAGCAAGUGUCCAACCUGCCACGGGAUAACCAGGCAGCAGUUGCAUCAGCUCUGACUGCGUGUCUAGGUGUGGUCAAGGAUGCUGUGGAGGAGAUGGAACAUGCACUGGUGGAAGGGCAGGAUCCCUAUGGUGACAUCAUGGAAGAUGAAGAGCUGGGCUUUCGGGGCAACAGAGACACAUAUUGGUCAGAAGGUGACCGGCAGCUGCUGAGCUCCUGCAUGGGGUUAAUGAAGGCUUCCAAAGCUUGCCUGAAGAAGGUCCUGGGUGCAGUGAAGGCCUAUGGCAAAGCUGAUUCUCCAGAGCAGAUUGCUCAGCUGGAUGACCUUGCAGACAUUGCUAAUGAGAUCAGUCCGAGUGUUGAUGAGCUGGCACUGAGCAUGUACCCACCUGUGAACCCUCUGGCUGUGCGACUUAAUGCUGCUAAGUUGGCCUCAGUGUUAAAGAAGGUCUUAGAGAUUGCAAAGACAAGCCAUGUGUGUCCACCAUCAGAGGAAGGCUGGGUGCAGUUUCUAGAUGGUGCAGUAGAUCACAACAUGAACAAAAUCAAGAACUUCACGCAGGGUCAACUUUAGCUCUCCUGUGCCUACGUGUGUUGCUGCCACUGGCUCUGGCACGUGCUUUUCCAGUGAAUCUUGCUGUUCUUCAGCUGCUUGGAGAAUGAGGAGAACAAUGUUUCUAGGAGAGAACCUUACUGCCACUUGGAAAAACUUUUCCAGGAAGUUGCUCUUUGCCAUUGCAGAAGUUGUCAUUUUAUUCGGAUUCUUGGGAUGAUGCAGUGCUGCAUCUUAACCUGCCCUGUUCUUCAGACAUUACAACUACUGUGGGGUUCAAAGAACAAUAAAAUAUUGCUAGAUUUGCAUUAGUUGCUUUCUCUGUCUUCAGGUGGCAGAGGAUAUAUACAGAAGGAAAGGGUCUUGCUUCUUUUGCAAGCAGCCCAAUGAACCAUUAUAAAAUAUGCUGCACUGUUGCUGUUUCCUGUUUAACCUUAGAGAGCAAUGAACAGCUUUCUCUUAUUCAUUCCCUCAGAAAGCAGCAGAAAAUACUGUUUACUACUUUAUUAAUAUCAAGGAUCUGUAGGGGGAGAGGGGUGUAUCUCUAGAGAAUUGCUACAUGUAUCAUCACUGUAAAGUUCCAGGAUAUCCUUUUGUUUUCACUGCUUCAGCAGUGGUGGGUUCAGCACAUGAGUGUGGUGAGAAAUGUCUGCUUGAGCCUUCAGCCCAUCUUUGUCACAGUAAGGUUCAACUUCUGAAACUGGGGAGUGGACAUAGUGCCAGAUGGGAGAGAGUUGAAUUUAUACAAAUAAUCAAAAUCAGACAUGGUUUUAAACUUAACUUUUAUUAAACUGUUAACAUCUGUGCUUGCCUAAGAUCGGGGCACAGAUCAUGACCACUCUUUUUGUAAGCAGGACCUGUUCCAAGCUGGGCCUCAGGCAGCUGCAAUGUCAGUAGUUCUGUAGCUCUUCAGGUUCUGGAGCUGAGGGCAGGUAAGUUGUGCAGUGAGUCUCCUGGGCCCUGCUCGGAUGGGGGUGAAUGGGAUUUGCAGCUCUUGAGUGCUUUUAGCUUGCACAGAUCCCAACCUGAAAGGUGAAAGUAAAAAGAAAAGAAAGGAGAAAAAGAAAUAGAAAAAAGCUAGCAGUUAUCUAAACUACCACAAUGGAAUUGUCAUCUGACAGUAGUUUGGGCAGGAGAUAGGACAGGAAAGUUGAAACUCCCCAUGGAGCCAUCUAAGGUGACUUUGUCCUAAUGCAGCUUCUUCAGAUAAAUGUGGGGUGUUUGUCCUGUGCAGGAGAGCACACCUUUUUGGAUGACUCUUGGCUAAGUCACAUUUGCCUGGUUCUUCAGUUGGGAAGAGGAAGACACCACUACAAUUGUACCCAGGGACUGUCUUUAUUGUUUAUAGUGGGUAAUGGGUGGAAAGAUAUGUCACAAACAGUAUAAUUUUACUCCACUUAAGGAUGUUCAAGUGGCUCACUAAAAAGUAAUUGAUUUCUCAACAGCAAAUAAUUUCUGAACUUCAUGGCUCAUUUCAGUGACCUCUAACUUGUCUUAUUUAAUGUGAGUGUCUGACUAAGUCUUGUGGUAUUUCUCCUGUUAUCCUUUUGUUGGCAGGAGGCUUUUCCUUUUGUUGUCUAGGCCUUUGGGGUUGAAGCUUUCACAGAUGUCAUAUUGGCUUCAACUUAUGCAUUACACAUUUGUUGGAAGUUCUGUUAGCUUCUCCUUUUGAGUGUGAAAAUCUUCUGUAUUGUAUGUAAAUAAAGGACAGAAUGCCUGAGGCUUUCAUGCUAAA
This is a messenger RNA of Chiroxiphia lanceolata (lance-tailed manakin), 2790 nucleotides long. RefSeq names its product cyclin D1 binding protein 1 (gene CCNDBP1). Lineage: Eukaryota; Metazoa; Chordata; Aves; Passeriformes; Pipridae. The transcript is spliced from 11 exons. The record is from RefSeq and is a predicted model, not a curated record. The coding region runs from base 69 to 1076 and encodes 335 amino acids. Gene Ontology annotation, biological process: regulation of cell cycle. Gene Ontology annotation, cellular component: nucleus.